AUGUACUAACUGAGGUGCCGGCAACCAUUGGAGCUAGCACGGUUCCAGUAAUCCGAAUCGUCCAUUCGAACUUAGGCACAUACCUUAAAGCAAAGUUAUCAUUCUUCAACAGGAAUUUUCAAAUCGAUGACCCUCAAUGUGGUCAUAGAGGAGUCAGAGUGUCUGCAAGUGCUACGACAAAAAAAAAGAGCGAAACAAUAAAACACAAGAUGAACGCGGCCCAACAAGCCAACCUCACCCGCCUGCGCGCCGCCUUCCCGGGCCGGGCCGGGCUGGGCGCGUACCUGGAUGAGCCCAAGGCGUGGCCGGGGUCGCGCGUCAUCUUCCACACAGCCGGCCACGUCGCCAUCCACGACCUGUACCCCAAGUCCUUCAUCCACUGCCUGCUGCUGCCGCGGGCGCCGGCCAAGCGGGCCUUGCACCCGUUCGACGCGCUCGACGGGUCCGACCCGGAGUUCCUGGCCGAGACGAGGGCGCAGGCCGCGCGCCUGCGGUCGCUGGUCGCGGCCGAGCUGCGCCGCCUGCUGGGGCGGGACAGCGCGGCCGAGGCGGUGCGCAACGCGGUUCUGGACGGCACGGCCGACGCCGACGCCGACGGGGGGCUGCUUCCUGAUGGCCGCGACUGGGAGGCCGAGGUGCGCGUGGGCGUGCACGCGGUGCCGAGCAUGGACCACCUGCACAUCCACGUGCUGUCGCCCGACAUGGCGGGCUCGGGCAUGAAAAAGAAGAACCACUACCUGUCCUUCAACACGCCCUUCUUCGUCGACCUCGCCGACUUCCCGCUGGCGGCCGACGACCCGAGGCGUCAGGGCGGCUUGAUCAAGAUGCACCCCAUGGCCUGCUGGAGGUGCCAGAAAGACUUUGGGAACAAGUUUGAGGCCCUCAAGAGACAUCUGGCUGAGGAGUUUGAGGAGUGGAAGAAGGAGUAGUCGACUGGUGUUGCGCUACAGUCUGGGGUUCACAAUGUGUCUACGACGAGGGGGAGCUGGGCGACAAGGAAGAACAAUAAAUUUGUCUCAAGGCUUCGAUCAACGGCAGAACAGACGAGGCAUCACAGCCGAGUGCGAGGUGAAAACACAAAUAAUAAAGCAAUGAGAAAACAAAGUCCCUGGUCCCCUUCCCAGCGCCCUGCCACCCGGAUUCCGUCCACAUGUCGUUUCCUACUAUCUAGUGAGAACUUCAAACCUCC
Molecule: messenger RNA, 1189 nt
Organism: Gaeumannomyces tritici R3-111a-1
Lineage: Eukaryota; Fungi; Ascomycota; Sordariomycetes; Magnaporthales; Magnaporthaceae
Exons: 1
Coding region: 210-929 (239 amino acids)
Biological process (GO): double-strand break repair; single strand break repair
Cellular component (GO): nucleus
Molecular function (GO): single-strand break-containing DNA binding; single-stranded DNA binding; DNA 5'-adenosine monophosphate hydrolase activity
Source: RefSeq, a predicted model, not a curated record